Messenger RNA from Lindgomyces ingoldianus, 1809 nucleotides. RefSeq lists its product as uncharacterized. The record is from RefSeq and is a predicted model, not a curated record. Gene Ontology annotation, biological process: proteolysis. Gene Ontology annotation, molecular function: metallopeptidase activity. The transcript has a single exon. Lineage: Eukaryota; Fungi; Ascomycota; Dothideomycetes; Pleosporales; Lindgomycetaceae. The coding region runs from base 234 to 1769 and encodes 511 amino acids.
UUUCAACAUCUACAAGGGUGGGGUAAGUCAACAGGAUUGGAACCUGUGGAAGAGAUGAGGCGGUGCCACAAUUUCAACCAGCCACAACAAGGCUGUGCGCGAAUGGUCCUGUGCAUCCAGGCAACACAGUUAUUGCUUUUGAACCUGAACCUGAAAAUCUAAGAAACGCCUACAUUAAUAUUUCUCAUGUCCUUGAAUAAAAGUUCUUCGCUAGUACAUCUGUCAUUCCUGCAAUGCCACCCAAACGCAAACAUCCCUCCAAAUUCCACCACCAACCCGUCUCCACCUGCCCCCACACAAUCCUAACCCUCCACCCCUCUCCUCACGCCACAACAAUCAAUUACAAAGGCCCGACACCGCGUCAACGCUCUAGCGCGCUAUCGACCCCAGGCUCUAACUCAGACCCCCAUCUCAAAGGCCUCAAUGAUUAUCCCGGGAUCCAAUGUUUUCCAGCGCCCUUAAUCCUACCAGAUGAUGAUCUCGCAGACGAUCCUACAUAUCCGCCACAAAGCCUUACAUCCUGGAUGCGAGGGAAAUGGCGAAAUGAAGUUACGGAUAAGAGAAGGACGUUGUAUGUCAUUUCGCCGCCGAGGAUAGAGGAGGGGCUUGGGGAGAUAGGGAUGAGGAUAGGGAUGGAGAGUCUGGUCGAACAACUGACUGGGCAGGCGGAGGGGAAGGGAAAGAAACUUCGAGAUGUGAAAGAGCCAGGGGCGGAGGAUGUUGUUCAAUAUCUGCAAGCGUUUUACCACGGGUUACCGGUGAAAUUGUUUCCACAAGAAGAUGCAGAAUUCACAACCUGGAACUCUGGCUCCAGCUCAAACUCAUCUCAAAAGCGCCCUAGGAGACGAGGAAAAUGCGACGGUUCGGCUAUCGCUCUCCGCCACAAAUCCUCCUUAACAAGAAUCCGCACCCGCUCCAAAAACUCCAUCCACCAGCUUAAUCUUGACGACCUGCUUGACGCAGCAAUCGAAAUGGUGCCCCCGGAUGCUUACGCGGUAUUGAUGUUAGUAAGUCAGGAUCUAUACCAGAGCGCAGAUGAUGAGUUUGUUUGUGGGAUGGCGAUUGGAGGGAGUAGAGUGUGUGUUGUUAGCAUGGCACGGUAUAAUCCAGACCUGGAUGGAGUGAUGCAAGUCGAGAGGGAACAUGCUUGGCCUGCAAGCCACUGUCUCAGCUACGUGAAUGGCUGCUGUGAGGAUGAGGGCGGCGAGGAAGUGCGGCCGGUGAAGAAGCAGAAGAAGGCGAGGACACAGGUCAAACACAUACCCCAUAACUCGGAUACCACGACUUGUGAAAACCUCCCCACUCUACACGAAAGACCCCUAAAUGCCGCAGUGCAAACGCACAUCUCUCUCCCACCAAUCUCUGCAGCCUCCUCUCCAACCUCCAUAACAAACCUCUGGCUCUCCCGCGUCUGCCGCACUGCGUCCCACGAACUAGGUCAUUGCUUCGGAUUCGACCAUUGCGUCUAUUACGCCUGCAAUAUGAAUGCCUCCGCCUCCAUCCGUGAAGACCCUAGACAAGCACCAUACCUCUGUCCCGUGGAUCUUGAGAAAGUGAGAAGAGUGACUGGGACUGGGGUUGAUAAAUGGUAUGAGAGUAUGGUAGAGUAUUGCGAGGCGGAGGAUAGAGGAGAUGUACAUAUGUUUCGGGCUUUGGGGGGGUGGUGUAGGGCGAUGAUGGAAGUGAGAAAAGGAGAUGGGGGUAGGAGCAGUAGUGGUGUAAGUGGUGGAGGAGGAGGUGGGAAGCAUGAUCCAAUUACCAUAGACUAGCUCGUACCCUUGUACCGGUGUUGCAUAAGCACAACACCAC